AUAGCGAGAGUUGAAAUACUGCAGUAGACCAGUUGAAAGUAGUACGCUCGGUUGCAGAGGACUUGAUCAGUCUUGCGAAACUACAAUAUCUUUAUUCUAUAUUCUGUGCACCGACAGUGCGAUAAUCAGGUUGUUUUGCAGUUAAAAACAUGGAAAAGCAAAAUCCUCCACCGUACAGUCCCCCAGGUCCGGGAUUCCAGGUGUCACCUCCGGCACAAGGUUACCCCCCUCCCCCAACUCAAGGAUACCAACCACCACCACCACCUGUUAGCGAACAUCAUACAGUUAUCGUUACGCACAUGUCGCCUAUGGCCUUAGGGCCACAGCCAACUGCAAUUACUUGUCCUUCUUGCCACGCGCAAAUUGUGACCACAGUAGAAACAGAAGCUACUACGAAAACGCACCUGUUUGCCUUACUAUUGUGCCUCUUUGGGUGCUAUCCCUGCUGCUGCAUUCCAUACUGCGUGGAUUCCUGCCAAAGCCAAAAUCACUACUGUCCGAACUGCAGAGCGUAUCUAGGAAAAUACGACAACUAGGAGAAGGGUGUGGUGACUUCCAUUCCAAAUAUUUUUUUAUAUCUACAUGUAUUUUAUCUUGUUAUGUUAGCGCAUCGACUCACCUCGUUUGUUCCUUAGUCGGUUCCAGUGCAACCAGAAUUGUAAUUUGGUUUUUCCGUGCGACGCGAACAAAAAAAAUAAGGUGCGUCGUGUUAAGUAUUUGUAUUGCCAUAUUUUGUUCUAUGUUUGUUAGUGUUAAGGAAACUGAGAAUAUAUUUUGUACGCUGAUAAUAUUUAUCUAAAAGUACAUAGCUUGUAUUCGUAGAAAUUCACAGAAACUGUUGCCUGUCAAUAUUGUACAGAUUAGUAUCUUGGCAGUGGGUAUAAUAAGAUAAAUAUUUUUUUUCCAGUUAUUUCACGUUUUUAAUACCAAAUAAAUGUUACAGUUGAU
Messenger RNA from Anoplophora glabripennis (Asian longhorned beetle), 948 nucleotides. Its product is annotated as lipopolysaccharide-induced tumor necrosis factor-alpha factor homolog. Gene Ontology annotation, molecular function: zinc ion binding. Lineage: Eukaryota; Metazoa; Arthropoda; Insecta; Coleoptera; Cerambycidae. Bases 150 to 536 code for a protein of 128 amino acids. The transcript has 4 exons. The record is from RefSeq and is a predicted model, not a curated record.